Messenger RNA from Marmota flaviventris (yellow-bellied marmot), 1317 nucleotides. RefSeq names its product carboxypeptidase A6 (gene Cpa6). Gene Ontology annotation, biological process: proteolysis. Gene Ontology annotation, molecular function: zinc ion binding; metallocarboxypeptidase activity. Lineage: Eukaryota; Metazoa; Chordata; Mammalia; Rodentia; Sciuridae. The record is from RefSeq and is a predicted model, not a curated record.
AUGAAGUUCCUCGGGAAGCCCAGGAGCCAGCCAGCUGCUUUUCUACCUCUUUGCUGGCUUUUUUUGAGGAUUCUGCAACCAGGGCAUAGUCACCUUUACAACAACCGCUAUGCUGGUGAUAAGGUGAUAAGACUUAUUCCCAAAACAGAAGAGGAAACAUAUGCACUGAAGAAAAUACAUCACCAAUUCAAGGUGGACCUGUGGCAGCCCAGCAGUAUCUCCUAUGUAACAGAGGGAACAGUUACCGAUGUCCAUAUUUCUCAAAAUGCUUCCCGAGCCCUGUUAGCCUUCUUACAAGAAGCCAACAUCCAGUACAAGAUUCUCGUAGAAGAUCUUCAGAAAGUGCUGGAAAAUGGAAACAGUUUGCCAACCCAGAGAAACAGAAGAUCCCUGUCUGAAUAUAAUUAUGAAGUGUACCACUCCUUAGAAGAAAUUCAGAAUUGGAUGCAUCAUCUGAAUAAAACUCAUUCAGGCCUUAUUCAUAUGUUUUCUAUUGGAAGAUCAUAUGAAGGAAGAUCGCUAUUUAUUUUAAAGCUGGGCAGAAAAUCACGAGCUUACAAAAGAGCUGUCUGGAUGGACUGUGGUAUUCAUGCAAGAGAAUGGAUUGGUCCUGCCUUUUGUCAGUGGUUUGUGAGAGAAGCCCUUCUAACAUAUAGGAGUGAUGCAGCCAUGAGAAAAAUGUUAAAACAUCUGUAUUUCUAUAUCAUGCCUGUCUUUAAUGUUGAUGGAUACCAUUAUAGCUGGACACAUGAUCGAUUUUGGAGAAAAACAAGGUCAAGGAACUUAAGGUUCCACUGCCGUGGAGUAGAUGCCAAUCGUAACUGGAAAGUGAAGUGGUGUGAUGAAGGGGCCUCUAUGCACCCUUGUGACGAUACCUACUGUGGCCCUUUCCCAGAAUCUGAGCCAGAAGUGAAGGCUGUAGCUAACUUCCUCCGAAAACACAGAAAGCACAUUCGGGCUUACCUCUCCUUUCAUGCAUAUGCUCAGAUGUUGUUGUAUCCCUAUUCUUACAAAUACGCAACAAUCCCCAAUUUUAACUGUGUGGAAUCUGCAGCUUAUAAAGCAGUGAAAGCACUUCGAUCAGUAUAUGGAGUACGGUACAGAUAUGGGCCUGCCUCCAGAACAUUGUAUGUAAGUUCUGGUAGCUCAAUGGAUUGGGCUUACAAAAAUGGAAUACCCUAUGCAUUUGCCUUUGAACUACGUGACACUGGGCAUUUUGGAUUUUUACUCCCAGAGAUGCUCAUCAGACCUACCUGUACAGAGACCAUGCUGGCUGUGAAGAAUAUCACAAUGCACCUGCUAAAAAAGUGUCCCUGA